Brassica napus (rape) is the source of this 1062-nucleotide messenger RNA. RefSeq lists its product as uncharacterized. NCBI's taxonomy places the organism in Eukaryota, Viridiplantae, Streptophyta, Magnoliopsida, Brassicales, Brassicaceae. Bases 1 to 1062 code for a protein of 353 amino acids. The record is from RefSeq and is a predicted model, not a curated record. The transcript has 3 exons.
AUGAAUCUCAGAUUCCACCAUGUGAAUUACCGGAGAAUCUUUGCAAUCGGAGAAGAACCAAGCAGGGUUAGGGUCACCGCAUACCGUAAACCAUGCGCUUUGAGGCAUAUUUUCAACGCCCUAGAUCCCGACGAAGUUGAACGGAUUCGAGGAUCGCAAUUUGGAAGGUUAUUGGAAAUAGCCGACAAACCAUCGUUCUCAGGGAGGUUUGGUAGAUAUAUUAUAUCUAGACAACUUAAAGUGUCGAAGAAGCAUGAAGCAUGGUUCGUCUUUGCCAAAAAACCGAUACGAUUUUCCCUUAGAGAAUUUGCGAUUGUGACAGGAUUAAACUGCGGGAGAUUUGCCAAAAGGUCUAAGAAGAGAUGCAAGAGUCAUAUAACGGAGAAACCAUACUGGGGAGAACUGUUCGGAACCCUUAAAGAGGUUCCUAUUUCAUCUGUUGUGAGGAUGUUGCAGAAGAAGACGGUGAAUGACAAGGAAAUUAGGCUGAAGUAUGCAUAUCUGUCAUUGCUGGCGGCUGUCAUAUUGCCGACGACCCAUACACCACGUAUUUCUCAUGACCAAGCUGAGUUAAUCAAAGACUUGGAUGCUUUUCUUGCAUUUCCUCGGGGGCGGCUAGUCAUGAUUGAAGCCGUUCCUGCUCUGACUGGGGUGGUUCAGGACGGUAGUUCUUCUGGAUCUGAAGAUGAAUCUGGAGAAGCUGACGGAGACAUUCUGGACGAUGACAAAUCAGACAAAAAGAGCAUUCACCCUGGGCAUGCUCGUGACAUAGACUCUGAGGGAAAGGCCGUCGUGCAUUCUAUUAUUCCUGAUGACAAUAACAUUGUCAACACAGCUGACGGCGUUGCUUGGUCAGACGACAAGGACGAGACCAUAGUGGAAAAUUUGGUUAACUUAGUUGAGGAGCGGUUUCCGUUCUCACAAACUUGCUUUCCUGGUGGUGUAUCUAUAGUGGAGGCAUUUAGGAUGCGUGACGAGGCAAAGGCGGAAGCUGUGAACCGAAAGAAUAGCAAGCCGAAGGCGACAUCUUCGACCAUAAUCCAAGAAGGUGUUGACCCUUAG